Messenger RNA from Microthlaspi erraticum, 1512 nucleotides. The record is from the annotation of a GenBank genome assembly. NCBI's taxonomy places the organism in Eukaryota, Viridiplantae, Streptophyta, Magnoliopsida, Brassicales, Brassicaceae.
AUGUCGAUUGAGAGAGAGUGUCGGUGUCUUGAGUUAGAAGAAAGGGUUUCGAAAGCUGAGUUAGAAACAGAGUUGCAGAAACGGAAUAAGGAAUUUGAAUCACUUGAACAGAGGUAUAAAGAAUCGGAAGAAGAGUUAGUUGAGCAGAUGAUGGUGACCACAACAGUGGAGUAUGAGAAACAGGUGGCUGAGAAAGAAGCCAAGGAUUGGAAGAGAAAAUUCGAGACUCUUGUGGAUACGUUUCGAAAGUUAGAUGAAAUUGGUGCAUUGAGAGAAUUGGAAUUAGAAUCGCUAGAUGAAAACGUAAAGCUAGGGUUAGGUUUAGCUAAGAUAAAGUUACCGAUACCAAAGAAAACUGAAUCUUGUCAAGAUGAUCUGAAUAGGAAAGGUUUAGCUUAUCAUCAAAUAUCAGGUUUGCCUUAUAUUACCACACCGGUUAAAGACUAUAUGGUGGGGAGAGACAGAGAUGAUGCGUCCUCUCGGAGACGAGUAAAGAAGAUGUUGGUGUUUGAUGAUGAUGGUCGCAAAUCGGUUGAUGUAGUUGUAUUAUCUGAUAGUGAUGCAGAGGAGAGAAGCGAGAAGGAAUCUGAUGGUGUGGACACUUUAGAGGAGAGAAGUGUUGGUGAGAACUAUGAAGAUGAAGAUUGUGAAGUUAACACAAACACUCCUCUUGGUGGUCGUAAGAGGAAACGUGUUAUUACUAGUGACUCGGAGAAUAACGAUGCUGAAGAUGAAGACGACAACAUACCGAUCGCAAUACUCAAGAAUCUGAAACCAGUGAAACAAGAAACGUACGGAUUGGUUGAUUCACCACCGAGUAAAGAAGAGAACGAGCCUGGAAGAUUGAAGAGACAGCGUCGAGUGUCGUCAAGACUGAGAGAAAAGAGAGUUGUUGAAGAGAGCUUUACUUCAAGAAGUGAGAGACUUGUUGGAAUCCAAACUACUGAUAAUGCUGAGGAUGAUGAGACAGAAGAAGAAGAAGAGUCAGGGAGCGAGAGCAAUAGCUUGGAUGGCUUUAUUGUCCCUGAUGAGAUUACGAGUGAGAAGUCUGAUGAAACCGGAGGCGAUGAUGAUGCACCACCGGAGGAGGAUGAUACCGUUUACGUGGAGGUCAUGUCAAGAUUGAGGAGGGACAAGAAACCAAAGGACCGGAAUUGGGAGUACGAGGCAGACAUGCUGGCGGAUUUCGGCAAAGAUCCGGAGCUUUGCAUGAGAGCGGUUUGUGUUCUUUACAGGUUUCAAACGGAAGAUGAGAAGUUAUCAAGAACAAGUCAUGUCACUAAUAGUCGCGGUUUCAACAAGCUUGACGCCAAAAGGGGCACUCGCAUUGGACAGUUUCUUACGGAUAAAGAUCCUGAGGGUGAUUUGGUGAAAACUGUUGAGGAAUUGGAGAGUUUCGACUUUGAAGCGGUUGAGGUUUGCGGAGAAUUAGCAAGACGGUACUCCAAACAACUCUUCGAGAUUUAUAACAACAGAGAAGAUCCAUUCUUCUUUGCUCCUCCAUCUCCAUGA